Molecule: messenger RNA, 2501 nt
Organism: Cherax quadricarinatus
Lineage: Eukaryota; Metazoa; Arthropoda; Malacostraca; Decapoda; Parastacidae
Source: RefSeq, a predicted model, not a curated record
CGCAGUGUAAUGGUAAACCAACCCAAAAUUACUUAACGAGGUUUGAGCUACUAACACUUCAGGAAUAAUGCACACCUGGUUCGAAAGCAACUUUAUCGGUCUCCAUGUGUAAAAAGUACAUUACAGCUUGAACGAUCCAGAGAAGAGCUACAGGUGGUGGGAGGAAGACGAGCAACAACACCAGCUGUAGCAGCCGAUGAAGUGUUGUGCAAGAUGCAACACUGCUAGCAACACACUCACCACCACUGCUCAGUAAUGUGGUGGUGUUGUUGCUAUUACUGUGACAUAAGCAGCUACCAACCUCCCUAUAGCACCUUAUAGGCGAGGUGAUGGUGUGUAGAGUGUGGCUGGGGCCAGGGGUGGCCCUGACACUGGCCCGGGCACUGACCCUGGCACUGACCCUGGCACUGACCCUGGCACUGGCACACCACACACUGUCUGCUGACACUCACCACCUCAGGGAUGAAGGAGGAAAGGUGCUAUAUGAAGUGCUGGCAGGGAGACAGGUAUACGUUUACCGUUCAUAUAAGGAUGUCCAGAUCUUCCACUUCUCAGUUCCUGCACAUGUGUCUAUGGCAUUAUAUAAUUUCACUGCCAAUGACAGCUUGGCAUGUGACCCCCGCAGCAUUACUGUUUUCCUGCAAGCAGAGAGUUAUCCUGUAGUGAAUCCUGAUGGUGCAGAAUAUCCACCUCGACUGUGGGUGAAUCGUUCCCAGGUGUAUGAGGUCCAACUUCUUUCAGAUUUGAGCCCCUCGUAUUUAUCCGUCCCAUAUCCUGUGGCUGGUGAUUGGUUUAUGGUUGCAUUCAUAAAUGAAACUUCCAACCGGAUCACACAAGCAGGUCUCUUUCCAUCUUGUCACUCUUGGCUGCAGACAGAGGUGACAUAUAGACAAGAAGAAAAUAUUGUAAAUAUUGUGCCUGAAAUACAUUCCCAUCAAGAGAUACAACUCUACCAGCAAGUUGAAGAGUCUCAAUAUUACAGAUUCUAUGUACCAUUAUCAACAUGGCUGGUGGUUGUGAAUAUCAGCAACUGUGUGAUUCUUAAUGAUGGGGAUAUGCCUUCAUGUCCUGUAACUGUUGCCUUUAGAACACGAGCACUGCCAAACCUGAAUUCCACUAAUACAGUUAUUCACAAGUGUGAGGAUGUUAUUGGUGACACAUGUACAAUUGAGGUAGAUCCUGAGGAAGAUGCUUGGCAUUAUUUAAAGCUUACCACUCCAACUGGGAUGUCAGUUCAGCUCAGUAUGGCUGUUAAGCUCUUCUUGUGCGAUGCAUUAGGUGGAAAUAUUUACCAUUCUAUGAGUGGUGGUAAGAUGACCAUGAACCAGUUGAGCCCCGAGGAGAGUCUAGGGGCAGGAAGCCCUCCAUUUGUUAACUUGUCCAUCAGUGAUGCAGAUGACACCAACAAUAUAUCAUUUGUAACAAAGGAACAAGGACUGCCACAUCGCAUUCUCUUCAUGCCAACUCAGAAUACCAAGCAGCAUAUUGCUGAAAACUGUUGGCCAAGACACAAUCUAGUGAAAAAGACGUUCGGAGGAAACUUUGUAUUUGAAUAUGACUUGCCACCGGAUGAGAAUGGUUCUGUACCUCUUCUCUUAAAUAUCACCAGUGCUUCUCCAACGCUACUUGCAUUUCAUCUUGAACCAAUUAUAGACAUUGGAGGAACACUUUCUGUUGAGCUGGCCAUCUCUCCAUAUAUGAAUGUAAGUAAGCACAAUUUUAGCGUGGCAGGCUGUGUGGCUCUUGGAUUACGUGAAGAACCAGAUGCUAGUGGUCAGUGUUCUCGAGGUCACAGUCUACUGGUGAACACCUCCACUCAGAAUGAUGCAGUAACAGUACUCUUAAUACCAUUCCCUGAGCCUGGUUCAUGGUACCUCACUCUCACACCAACUUGUUAUCUUAUUAAUGCCAGUGAAGUAGUGGAGUGUAGUGUGAAUGAAGUUACUGUGGUCUUUAGUGUAACCUCAGCAUCGUGUCUUCAGGGAAAGUGUGGUAGAUAUGGCUCUUGUGUCCAGUAUAUAUCUGGUGGCUUUAUUUUCUCAACAUGUGUUUGUGAUGCAGGUUACCGUGGAUGGGGAUGUACGGAUAGCUCUCAGGCCACACCGAAUUGGAAGCUUCUUCUUGCAACCCUGCUACUCACACUCUCAAACCUCUUCUUCCUGCCAGCCAUAAUCCUUGCUGUUAAGCGGCGAUAUUUUUCUGAGGCCAUUGUCUAUGCUUUCACCAUGGUCUUCUCAACGUUUUACCAUGCGUGUGACCAGGAGACAUACAACUUUUGUCUCAUGAGGCUCAGUGUCAUGCAGUUCUGCGACUUCUACUCAGCCAUAUUUUCAUUCUGGGUAACUCUCAUCGCCAUGGCGGAUCUCCCCUACUCUCUCUACUCCUUCCUGCAUGUUGCUGGUGCUCUGAUUGUUGCACUGGGAGUAGAGUAUGAUCGGACAGGUCUGUGGGUGUUUGUAGUGCCCUCGGCCUCGGCUUUCUUCAUCAUGACUUCAUCUUGG